Hippopotamus amphibius kiboko is the source of this 9893-nucleotide messenger RNA. RefSeq names its product Ras association (RalGDS/AF-6) and pleckstrin homology domains 1 (gene RAPH1). The coding region runs from base 352 to 4296 and encodes 1314 amino acids. Gene Ontology annotation, biological process: signal transduction. The transcript has 16 exons. Lineage: Eukaryota; Metazoa; Chordata; Mammalia; Artiodactyla; Hippopotamidae. The record is from RefSeq and is a predicted model, not a curated record. Gene Ontology annotation, cellular component: plasma membrane; cytosol.
GCGGGCUCGGCUGCCUGCGCCGGAAGUGAGUGGCUGGCGGCGGGCGGGGGGCUGGGGGCAGCGAGCGGCCGGGCGCGAGUCGGUCCGCCCGUCGGCCGCCCGUCCCUCAGCCCCGCCUUCUGCGUCUCAGCCGGACGCGGCGGCACUCGGAUCCGCCACCGCCGCCGCGCGCUCCGCCCCGCCCCCGCCGCCGCCGCCGCCCGGUCGGUCGGUCGGUCAGUCAGUCAGUCAGGGAGCGCGCGGCGUCUCCGGGGAAGGAGCGCCGCGCCGGCUGGACGAGCGCGAGCGGCGGCUGCCCAGCCCGGGGCCGCUCCGGAGCCGGGCCCGCCGGGGGACCGGGCCGUUGCCGCGAUGGAACAGCUAUCAGAUGAAGAAAUUGACCAUGGUGCUGAAGAAGACAGUGACAAGGAAGAUCAGGAUCUGGACAAAAUGUUUGGAGCCUGGCUAGGGGAGCUAGACAAACUCACUCAGAGUUUGGAUUCUGACAAGCCCACGGAACCAAUAAAAAGAUCUCCUCUUCACCAGGAAACAAACAUGGCCAAUUUUUCUUAUCGUUUCUCCAUAUACAACUUGAAUGAAGCUCUGAAUCAGGGAGAAACUGUGGAUCUGGAUGCCCUAAUGGCCGAUCUUUGCUCAAUAGAGCAGGAGCUCAGCAGUAUUGGUGCAGGAAAUAGUAAACGUCAAAUCACAGAAACAAAAGCCACUCAGAAGUUACCUGCUAGCCGACAUACAUCAAAACAUGGCACCUUGAAAGGACUGUCUUCUUCAUCUAAUAGGAUAACUAAACCGUCUCAUGCCAACUACUCCCUGGAUGACAUCACUGCACAAUUAGAACAGGCCUCCCUGAGCAUGGAUGAGGCUGCUCAGCAAUCUGUACUAGAAGAUACUAAGCCCUUAGUAACUAAUCAGCACAGGAGAACAGCAUCAGCGGGCACAGUGAGUGAUGCUGAAGUACGCUCUAUUAGUAACUCCUCUCGUUCAAGCAUCACUUCUGCAGCCUCCAGCAUGGACUCUUUGGAUAUCGAUAAAGUAACACGCCCUCAAGAACUGGAUUUGACGCAUCAGGGACAGCCAAUUACUGAGCAUGGUAUUUCUCUGAGAUGUCCCAGCAAGCAGGCCAAGCGUCAUAUUGACUUCACAGAAGAGCAGGCUGAGCUGACACCUCACUCCUAUCUGGACAGGGAAACCUCCCUUCUUCUGAGAAACAUUGCAGGAAAACCUUCUCAUUUGCUGACCAAGGAAGAACAGGCAGCAAAAUUGAAAGCUGAGAAGAUCAGAGUUGCCCUAGAGAAAAUUAAAGAGGCACAAGUGAAAAAGCUGGUGAUUAGAGUCCACAUGUCUGACGAUAGUUCUAAAACAAUGAUGGUGGAUGAGAGGCAGACAGUGAGACAAGUGCUGGAUAACCUGAUGGACAAAUCCCACUGUGGUUAUAGUUUAGACUGGUCUCUGGUGGAAACUAUCUCUGAAUUACAAAUGGAGAGAAUCUUUGAAGACCAUGAAAACUUGGUUGAAAAUCUUCUUAAUUGGACAAGAGAUAGCCAAAACAAGCUUAUAUUUAUGGAGCGUAUAGAAAAAUAUGCACUUUUUAAAAACCCACAGAAUUACCUUCUGGGGAGAAAGGAAACAGCUGAGAUGGCAGAUAGAAACAAAGAAGUGCUGUUGGAGGAGUGUUUUUGUGGAAGUUCUGUAACUGUACCAGAGAUUGAAGGAGUCCUUUGGUUGAAAGAUGAUGGUAAGAAGUCCUGGAAAAAGCGUUAUUUUCUCUUGCGAGCAUCUGGUAUCUACUAUGUCCCUAAAGGAAAAGCAAAGGUCUCUCGGGAUCUGGUGUGCUUUCUGCAGCUGGAUCAUGUUAAUGUUUACUAUGGACAGGACUAUCGGAAUAAAUACAAAGCACCUACGGACUAUUGUCUGGCGCUCAAGCACCCACAGAUCCAGAAGAAAUCUCAGUACAUCAAAUACCUUUGUUGUGAUGAUGUGAGAACCCUGCACCAGUGGGUCAAUGGGAUCCGCAUCGCAAAGUACGGGAAGCAGCUCUACAUGAACUAUCAAGAAGCCGUGAAGAGGACAGAAUCGGCUUAUGAUUGGACUUCCUUAUCCAGCUCCAGCAUUAAAUCAGGAUCCAGUUCUUCCAGUAUCCCAGAGUCUCAGUCCAAUCACUCCAAUCAGUCUGAUAGUGGAGUGUCUGAUACCCAGCCGGCAGGACACGCCCGUUCCCAGAGCAUCGUGAGCUCCAUCUUCUCCGAGGCCUGGAAGCGAGGCACGCAGCUGGAAGAGUCCAGCAAGGCCAGAAUGGAGUCUAUGAAUCGACCCUACACUUCACUCAUGCCCCCUUUAUCCCCACAGCCUAAGCUAGUCACCCCCUACACUGCCUCACAGCCUUCACCGCCCCUCCCACCCCCACCCCCGCCCCCGCCCCCGCCCCCUCCACCGCCCCCUCCACCGCCCCCUCCCCUGCCCAGCCAGUCUGCACCUUCUGCAGGCUCAGCAGCCACGAUGUUUGUCAAGUACAGCACAAUAACCAGGCUGCAGAACGCCUCUCAGCAUUCAGGAGCCCUGUUUAAGCCUCCCCCGCCAUCAGGGAUGCAGCCUCUGUCCUCCACCUCACAGUCAGUGAAGCCCCAGAUCCUGGUGCCCCCCAACGGAGUUGUUCCCCCACCGCCCCCCCCUCCCCCCCCUCCCACCCCCGGCUCGGCUAUGGCCCAGCUGAAACCCGCCCCUUGCGCCCCAUCGCUGCCGCAGUUCAGCCCUCCGCCUCCUCCACUUAAGAUCCAUCACGUUCAGCACAGCACUCAAGCAGCUUCUCCAGCGACCCCACCACCUCCUCCCAUCCCUGCACCCCUCCCUCCCCAGGCUCCACCCAAACCCCUUGUGACCUUGCCCCCACCAGCCAGCACCAAGACUGUGCCGCCCGCUGUGACACAAGCUCUGCCCCCUACACCUACUCCUCCAGUCCCCCCAGUAAAGAAGCAGCCAGCUCUUCCUGUGUCUCAUGUUCCACCCUCUCCCCCUGCUCCUCCUGGGCCCAUCCCCCCGCCCACGUUACCCAAGCAGCAGAGCUUCUGUGUAAAACCCCCGCCCUCUCCGCUGUCUCCAGUGCCCUCCGUGGUGAAGCAGAUAGCCAGCCAGUUCCCCCCGCCUCCGACCCCGCCUCCCGCGGAGGCGCCACCCUUAAAGGCCGCCUCCGCCUCGGCAAACGUCGCCCCUCAGUCCCCGCCUGCUGUGAAGGCGAAACCCAAGUGGCAGCCCAGCUCCAUGCCUGUCCCUUCUCCGGACUUCCCUCCGCCUCCCCCCGAGAGCAGCCUGGUGUUUCCUCCUCCUCCUCCGCCGCCGCCGCCGCCACCGGCCCCAGCGCCGCCGCCGGCCACACCCACAGCUGCUCCUGCCCCUGACAAAAGUGGAUCUCCGGGCAGAAAGACCAGUAAGACGUCCAGCCCCGGGGCAAAGAAGCCGCCUCCGACCCCGCAGCGCAACUCCAGCAUUAAGUCCAGCAGUUGUGCAGAGCCCCCUGAGCCCAAGAGACCCUCAGUAGACAGUCUAGUCAGCAAGUUCGCGUCGCCAGCAGAACCCUCGGUGUCUCCGGGCAAGGAGACCCCACCCCCUCCUGCAGCGCCCCCAAAACCUGGAAAACUCAACCUUUCCGGAGUCAACCUUCCCGGAGUUAUCCAGCAAGGGUGUGUGUCGGCAAAAGCAUCUGUCCUGAGUGGGCGUGGCAAGGACUCCGUGGUGGAGUUCCCGUCUCCUCCGUCUGACUCUGACUUUCCACCUCCUCCGCCGGAAACAGAGCUUCCUCUCCCCCCCAUAGACAUUCCAGCAGUAUUCUCGGGAAGCACCUCUCCAAGAGUGGCAGUUGUUAAUCCGCAACCACAGCUGUGGUCCAAAACGUCGGUGAAGAAGGCCCCUCCGCCCACACGACCCAAACGGAACGAUAGCACCCGCCUCACUCAAGCCGAGAUCGCCGAGCAGCCGGCAAUGGCCACAGUUGUGCCACAAGUGCCCACCUCUCCCAAAUCCAGCCUUAGUGUCCAGCCUGGAUUCCUGGCUGACCUCAACCGGACCCUACAACGGAAGUCCGUCACCCGGCAUGGCUCGCUCUCUUCCUCCCGCGUGUCCCGAGCAGAACCCACCGCCACCAUGGAUGAUAUGGCACUGCCCCCGCCACCACCCGAACUGCUGUCUGAUCAACAGAGGGCCGGUUACGGAGGCAGCCAUGUAUCAGGCUAUGCCACGCUGAGGAGGGGACCGCCUCCCGCUCCCCCCAAAAGAGACCAGAACACCAAGCUCUCAAGAGAUUGGUAGUUACCGCAGGACUUUAUUUUCGUGGAGUGUGUAAUCAGUUCUACAAUCAGCUCACCUGACCAUCUGUGAAUUCAGGUGUUCAGAGCCUCCUGGUAUGAUGACGUUAUUCAGGGAGUGUUCAGCUCUAUGAGUGUGUGUACAUGUGCAGGUACACACAUAGCUAUACAUACAUAGGUAGUGCGUGUAUGUAUAUGUGUAUACAUAUAUGUAUAUGUAUAUAUAUAGCUGAAAGUGCUUCUAUUUAUUCUUUUUCUCUCCUAAUCUGACAAUGGGUUUUGUGUAUUUUGGUUGGAGCGGCAUGGAAGGGGAUGUGUGUCCUGUCCCUUAUGAUUUCUACUGUCUAUCAUGUGGAUUGGACCAAAAACUUAUGAUUUAUUUAGAAGGUAUUUUAUAAAUGUCCAUGUGCGGCCUAUCUGUGCAUGUUGUGUAUUAUAUAUUAAGGAUAGAUGUAUAAUGUGCUACUUCUCAGUUUGAGAAGAGAACCGGAAUGUUCGGUGUAUCUGUGGGGCUUUUGUUUUUUCCCCAGUUGGCUGAAGUUAGAACUGCUUGACUGACACGUCAUUGCUAUAAAAGGGGCACUUUAAUCAGGAAAACCUCUCAGCUUCAUAGAACGGGUAAUAGUGCAGUGUGGGGAAAUUUUGAGACACUAUCUGUACGUGGUUGUGCAUAGAAAUAAGUAAAUACAUGGUGUAACCAAACCAUUCUAGUUGCAGUACUGUUGCCAUGAUCCCACCGGAGUCUAGGAUGUGUUUUGUCACAGAUAAGCUCUUUGCCUGUAAUACAUGGAUAAUUUAGUGCUAUAAUCCUGCAUAGUUCUUUUUGUACUGUUGGGAUCCUUUCAUGAGCUUGUGAAGCUUCGUCAAGUGUGGCUUCAUGAUGCUUGCUUUGACUUAUUGUAAGAGAAUAUCCAACACAGUACCCUUGGAAUGAUCUGUCCCAGUGUAUCUCUGGGUCACUGGUUACCUCCUUGUAGUGUGUGCUGUAGGUAGAUGUUGAUGUUAGGCAUCUGUAGACAACUGCUAUAUCAGAUAUACACAUCCCUUGUCCAAUAUGUUGCAUCAUUAUGAAAAACAAGAUCACCUUCUGAAAUGCGUCUUUUUGUGUAUUGCUCUCUAGAAGGAUGAUUAGAAAAGAGAACAAAACUGGCCCCUGUGCAGCUGUCAUUAAUCAGGUUUUUUGUGGCUAGUAAUGUGAAAUACAAAGAAUUCAUUUAAGUGUGGGACUAUCAUAGAGGGAGGGGCAGAAAAUGAGUUUGUUGACGGUUGCAUCCAUAGCGACUGGAGCACACUAGGGUCCUUGUUUGUUGUAGAGAUUUGUCCUGCUUACCAGGUGUUCUGAUGGAAUCGUGUACUCCAAGUACAGUAAGUGACAUUACAUAUUAUGCAUAUGCAGUUGGUAUAACAUGGAAUCUUUGCUUUAAUGACACUAUAAUUCUGUUUGCUUCACAUUACACUUCUGGAUGCUUUUUUUCCGUGUGAAUUUUCCUUGGUAUAUGAGAGAAAUGUGUACUGGCUCAUCGAUUUGCAAUGAUAAAUUGACCGUUAGGUCAAUCUCAGAACUGCUCUUAAACCAGAGAAUGAAAACUAGGCACCCCUCCCGCCCGCAGCAGUGAUAAAUAAGCACACCGUGUAACGCAAGUCUGUGCCUGUUGUGAACAGGGAUCACCAGUGCAAACUACAGAAAUCUUUGACACUAUCCAUCCCAUAAGGAAAAAUCGAUGCCACUACAGUGGGACAGAGAGAGUAAUUCAAGAAUGAGCAGAGCUGUACUGUGUACGCAGGAUUUCCCUGUAACCCACUUUCCAGCAAAGCACUGCAUCAGAGAGAAUAAGUGGCACCCUGCCCCCCCCCACGUUCUCACCUCUCCAAGAGGUGACACUAUACUCUUGUGUUUAUAGAGCAAUAAGAAUAUAUACCAUUGUGCAUUUGUUACAGCUCUGCUUCUUUAAAAGAUACUUCUAGAUCUUUUCAGUUCAGUUUUGUGUUUGAUAUUUUUAUGCUUAUGAAGUGACCUUUAACACAUCUGCAUUGUUAAUUUAAGCAUGCACAGCAAUUUGAGUAACAUUUGAGUAAGACUGCCAAGCUCCACUGUGACUCAUCAGUGAUUUCCUGUAGUCUUCUGCCUGCAGCUUUAUAGUCCAAGGAUCACCCUUAUUUGUGGGAUCAGGAGUUUUUAAGAAUAUGAAUCCAAUGAUAUACAUAUUCAUCACUAGGGUUUUCUGUUGUGGUGGUGGUCUUUUUUUAUAUGAAGGUGGACAAUUUCAAGUUUCCCUGAGGGAAAAAGUCAUGUGCCCCCAGCCUUUUUUUUCAGUGGGGGAUUUCCUGGGCCUUUUUACUGUGUCAGUUCCCAGUGGUAGCCAUCCUGAACUGACGCUUCUAGUGUAUCAUUUUCCUGAAAGAGCAGACAUCCUUUAGAACACUAGGGAUGCCAAGAAGAACAGGCCCAGAGGAGGAACUGUAUCAUCUUUACCCCAGUCAUCAGUGGCUUGACUGUUUGACAAGCUGUUUCCCUUAACAUUUCUCCAGACAGAAAAGGCGGUUAAUCACCUUUUUUUCCUCUUUGUGUGAAAACAACUGAAUCAAAAAAACCAAAAUCAUACUUUAGAUAUAUUUCUAGUGUUUUACUCCCUAGUGGGUUUUUUUUUUUUUUUUUUAAUUUGGAAUUUUGUUGGGAUGUGGGGUUUUUUGGGGGGUGGGGGGGUGUGUGGAGACUACUGUUAUUUUUGUACUGUUGUUCUUGCCUGGUGUGUUUAAGGAAAACACCUACUGCCAGAUGACGCUAGUACUGUGCCUUCUUUCACUGCCUUCUGCUCAGCAGCUCUAACUCAGCAAAGCUUCUUCAGGUCAAGGAAGAAAAUCUUUGUCAGUUGGCUUGGCUGUACCAAAAAAUGAACAGCACAGAUGAACUCAUGCUGCUGUUGAGGGCAGUGCAAACAGGUGCCUAUUAGAGCUAGUGAUUUGCUUAAUUAGUUACACCCUUUUACCACAGAAUUUCAAAAUUGUUUCCUAUGCUUAAAGUUUUGGCACCAACUCUAAAGGGCAGCAAAGCCUCUUCUGUUAAUAAAACAAGUACAUCAGGUUCAUCAUGUAAAUGUUAGAUUGUUCUGUACUGAAGCUUGGCUUUUACUGCUCAGAUAUAUAUAUAUAUUUUUUUUUCUUUAGCUGCUACAGAAUUAUACUCUUGGAAAAAGUAACUACUCUUAAGGUUUCCAGGUACCCACUUAAGUGUAAAUUGGAUUUUUUUAAUUUCUGGGGCUUUUUAAGAUAAGAUUGCUGGCUUCAGAAAAGUUACAGGGAACAUCUCAAAGUAAUGUAGACACGCUGAUGUUUCGCAGUCCUCUGACAUCAAGGUGCUCCUGCCCACCGAUGGCAUAUCCCGUUGAGGGGCUGCGAACUGUCCUGGAAGGCCCCUCUGUGUAACUUAAUGUGCCACUGAAAGCAGUCCUGAGUUUAUCAAGAAAGUUAAUCUAAACAAAAUUGGGGGACCAUAAGGAAUAACUCCAAUAGAGUAACAACUCUGAGGUCAAGGUUAAUAGGAGCAGUGCAUUCAACUAGAGUUUCAGAAGCUGCUAUUCUGGGAGAAUACAACUGCUAAUAAGCUCAUGUCAAGGAUGUAAGGCUACGAUUAGCCUGAAAAAAUACUUCAGGUAAUGGUAGGAUUGGUUUGAUUUGACUAUCAGGCCACCAACAGAACCCUCUUUCACUUUUUUUUCACUCAGCUAAAAGCAAUUUUAUGUUACAAACACAAGGUGAUUUUAAACAAGUAAAAACCCUUUUAGCCUAGUUUUAUAUAUUACCAAACUUUUUCAUAUAGUUUUCACAGUUAGCUUCAGAGAUAGAUAAAUUAUAAUUUAUGUAAUCUCACAGAUUUUAAGUUCAGACCAGUUAAAACUGUAUGACCCUGUGUGGUUAUAGGUGUAAUGACUUGCUUUAAAUAACAUAGGUUUCGUAAUUUGGAUGUAUACUUAUACUUGAUAAGAGGACAUCUAUUUCUAAAAAAUGACUUUAGGUUGCAAGUUCCUUUUGCCUCUUGGCGUUUGUUUUACACACUGUACAUCAUUUGCAUAAAGCAAGUUAUUCCUAACCCUAUAUGAAUAUGUGACCACUCACAAAGUUGAGAUUUAACCCAGGGAGAGAUGCAAGUAGUACAGAAUUAAGUAUCCCAGUAUCUUUCAAGAUUUAUUUUCCUUUAAAAAUUGAAUAGAAGAUCAUUGGUAACUCUUUACCGGUCUCCCUCACACUAAACAAGUGCUCGGUUCUUAAUUGGAAGGUCUACAGGUAAAAGAAAUCUGAAAUUUAGCUGUAGAAUAAACUUGCUAAGUAAAAAUAAGCUAAACACAACAUACUUGAUGAACACUUGAAGGAAACAAUCUCCAGUUGGUUUGCUCUUUGCUUGUUGAAGUAACAAACCAUUUAGAAGAGGAAGUAUCUGCUAUAAUCCCCAGUGCCUUGAACUCUUUUGGAGGAACAGCAUUAAAAAAAAUCCAACAAGCAAACUUUGAGGUGCUAAUGAAAGAGAAGGAAGGAGUUUCUAGUUCGUGCAGAAACAGAAAAAGUUAACUGUCUCACAAGAGAUGGCUUCAUCUACCUAAACGGGGUCUGGCUGCUUUCUACCAAAGACAUUUAGAGAAGCGAGUUGAGUCAGGGUGAUGGUGAAUACUACAUAUUUAAAAGAUGGCCAAGUUCCGAAGUGAAUGCUGAUCACAGAUGGCUAUUAAUAGCAAGCUCAUAAUUGAAGCCUCAACCUCUUCUUACGCAGAACAUGCUUGUGGCACUUAAAAAAAAAAACCUGCAUUUUGGAAACUGUCCAUUGUUUAAGUUUAUUAUAACCUAAUGCCAAAAACUGCCAUUUUUCAUGAUUACCACCUCCUAUAUUUUUCUCUCUACUUGUAAAUAAUUCCUCCUAGAAAAUAAGCAUUAACUGGAAUGUUUCAAGUGAUUCUGCUUAAUUUUAUUAUCAGCCACUAGUGAACUCCUUUUAUAGAAAUGUACAUUUAAAAUAUUAGCUUGUGCUGAAUGUCGUAAAAACAUUGUUUACCGUUUAAAAGAAAAAUUGCACAUUAUAUUUAACUGGGAUUGCUCCCCCUCUUCCCGUUCCUUUAAAAAAUGGAGUCAAGGCUCACACUGACAUCUAGGCUGUGGGAGCUUUGCCAUGAAUAGAUACAAUGUAGGAAUAUACUUUUUUAAAGCAUGAAAAAGGCAAAAGGAACUGCAUUGCAAGUACUGGACAGAGGACAUCACUCAGAUGAUUGUGCACAGCUCGGUCAAGAUGAAGUUGGCUUUUCUUUCAGCUUUGUUGCUGUUAUUUUCUUCUGCUUAAAUGUACGCUCUCAUUUCAUUAUGUGCCUUGCUCCCUGAUUGUGCGGACCUAUAUAUAGAUAUAUAUAUGAGAGAUAUAUUCAGUACUACUGAUGUUUUGUUCUACUGCUGGAUUAAGUUAUUUUCUAAGUUACUCUUGCCAGUUAACUAAACUUGUUAGUAAACUAUUGUAAUGGCUUAGGACAGUAGUCAUACAGUCUGUGUAAUUCUUCAGCUGCGUGUUUUCAUUAUGUCAGCUUAUCCAAUCCUUAAUAAAAAGAAUACAUAGAUUUCAUUUAA